Insectozyma verbasci is the source of this 1695-nucleotide messenger RNA. The record is from the annotation of a GenBank genome assembly. Lineage: Eukaryota; Fungi; Ascomycota; Pichiomycetes; Serinales; Debaryomycetaceae.
AUGGUUGCAAAUAGUCAAACAUUAAAUAAAUUGAUUGAUAAUUUUACAACCACUGACAUUUAUCGUUUUCCAAAUGAUGAAAAUUCAAAGCGUGAGUUUUAUGAUACUAUAUCUAAUGAACAAAUUGAAGUAUUUAAUAAAAGUAAACAUCCAGGUUUACGUGGUUUGAUAUGUAAAACCGAUUUUAAUGUUGGAUCAAGUAUUAUGGAGUUGAACACAACUGCAGUGGUUUUUUACAAUGAUAAUUCACCAAUUCCAAGUUUUAUUAAAGAGUAUGAAAACCAUUUGAGCUCAAACUUUUCCACAAAUAAAGAAAUCUUAAAUUUAACCGUUCGAUGUUUAUUGAUUUACUUGGAAGAUUCUGAAUUCAGAAAUAAAUUUAAUAACUUAUGUACUCAUCAAAAAGAAAUUAGAUUAAAUCAUGAUAUGAACUCAAUUGUGGAAAUAUUAAAACAACCAAUUGUAACUAUAUUAUCCAAAUUCUUUAAACAGUAUAACAUAACAAAUUCAAAUGUUUCAUAUAAAAGUUUCAAAUUUAUAAAUGACAUAAUUUCAAUUUUGUUGAUGAAUUAUUCAAGUUUAUAUAAUUAUGAAGAAUCAAAUAUUGGUAUUUAUCUAGAUCCAAAUUUUGCAUUAAUAAAUCACAGUUGUAUGCCAAAUAGUUUCCAAUUAGAAGAAAAUGGAAAAUAUCUAUUAAUCAAUAGUUUACCAAUGAAAGUUAAUGAUGAGAUUACCGUUACAUAUGUUAAAUUAGGAUUACCUAAAGAAAUCAGAAAAUUUCAAUUAAAUUCCAGAUUCUUUUUCAAUUGUCAAUGUCAAUUAUGCAAAUUAAAUUAUGAUCCAUUUUUUAAAUUACAAUGUGAUAAAUGUGGAGAUAAAAUUAAAUCAUCAAGCUUACAUGGAAUUUUAGCAACUCCAAAUUUUAUAAUGAAACAAGAUAGAUGCUUAAAAUGUAAUAACCAAUUGAAUAUGGAUAAGUAUUAUAAAAACUUAGCAAUUCGAAAUUUUUUUAUUUCAAUGUUCUUUCAUGGCGACCAGUACAUGGAAUUAAAUGAUGAGUUAUAUUUUAAAGCUGUAUCAAAAGAGUUAUUAAGAUUAGUUGACACUACAGCAAUUAAAAUUUGUAUUAAAAACUUAUCAAAUUCUAUUGAUGAAUUCAAAAUCCCUGAAAAUCGAGUAAACUUAACUCAAGAAUUGAUGGAACAAAUUCUAAAUGACAAAAUUUUCCCCUUGUAUACUUUUCCAUUCAAUAAAAUUAUUUUUGACUUAAUAAACAAUGAUGACAUAAUUGAAAAAUUAAAAUAUCAAUUAAGAUACCAGUUUUUAGUUAAUAUACCAUCUGAUUUAUCCAAACAACUAAUCUUUGAUGAAUAUUUAUACAUGGAUAUUGCUGAAAUGUUACAUUAUUUAUUAAACCAAAAUCUAACAUUUAUUCCAAUCGAAUACUUGUGUCAAUGCUGUUAUUUUUUAUAUAAACAAGUUAAGUCAACUUAUGUUGAAGACCAAUUAGUUGACGUGCAACGAGUUCAUCCAGAUCUUCCAAAAGUUUCACCCCAUGAAAGUCUUAAAAAAUUAUUUAAAUUUGCCAAUGUUAAUUUAAUUUUCGAAUCCAAAAAUGAAUCAUAUUUAAUUCAUAAUGCAUUAGGUGAAUUAGUUCCAAUAUUUUAUACUUCUGACUCAGAUGAUUGUUUAUAA